Molecule: messenger RNA, 429 nt
Organism: Fraxinus pennsylvanica
Lineage: Eukaryota; Viridiplantae; Streptophyta; Magnoliopsida; Lamiales; Oleaceae
Source: the annotation of a GenBank genome assembly
AUGAGUGGUUUUGGGUUGGAUCCUAGCAAUGGACGUGUCACAGCUGAUAUACUAGCUUGGGAGGAGUAUCUUAAGGGAAAACCAGAAUUCGGAAAGUGGAGGACGAAACUUUGUCCUCGUUACGACGAUUUGGAGGCUAUCUUUGGAAAUGAUUCUGCUACAGGAGAUCGCGCUGUAAUGACAACUUCUCCCCCAUUCAUGGUAUGUAAAAUAUCAAUUGAUGAUGUAGAAGAUGUUUGUGAUGAUGACUUAGAAAGUAGCGAUGAUGAGGUUAACCCUACACAUGUUGAUGUACCUGAAGAUGAAACUCCGAAUGCUCAAAUAUCUUUCAUAGCUCAUGAAGCAUGGUCUAGUAACAGGAAUACAAUUGCUGAUUUAAUGUGGGCUGAUUAUCAUCCCAACCAGAAUGCAACAGUUGAUUUCGAUUGA